AUGCCCGGGGACCUCAUUACGCGGGCGAAGAGGCGGCAGACGACAGGUAGUGCUUACGACGCCGGAGGCGCGGCAGUUGGGACACCGCGAGGCGCCAAGGAAGCUAGUGGCAAGGCGGGUGGUCAAGCAUUGCGCCAAAAGGGCCGACCCGCAGCAAGAAAAACAUCUGGCGGAAGGAGAGGCAAGAAAUCAGCGACGGGAACAAAGCCGAAACGGGGCGAUGAAGACCCCGGUGAUGCGGAGGAAGAGGGGGAUGAGGAGGAGGAGGAGGAGGAGGAUGAGGAGGAGGAGGAGGAGGAGGAGGAGGAGGAGGAGGAGGAGGAGGAGGAGGAGGAGGAGGAGGAGGAGGAGGAGGAGGAGCAGGGUGACGACGAGGAGGAGGAUGUGGAGGAGGAGGAGGAGGAGGAGGAGGAGGAGGAGGAGGAGGAGGAGGAGGAGGAGGAGGAGGAGGAGGAUGAGGAGGAGGAGGAGGAGGAGGAGGAGGAGGAGGAGGAGGAGGAGGAGGAGGAGGAGGCAGCGGAGGAGGAGGAGGAGGAGGAGGAGGAGGAGGAGGAGGAGGAGGAGGAGGAGGAGGAGGAGGAGGAGGAUGUGGCGCCAGUGAAGGGACGGGGCGGGCGUGGCAGACGGCACGAGCAGUUUGUUACACGGGAGGAGUUCCAGGCGCUGCGGUCUGAGAUGUACGCCAUGUUUGCACAGCUCGGCCUGCGUCGUGGAGUAACUGCCAGCUAUGCCGGCGGGUCGGCAGCCCUGCCUAUGGCUGGUACCCCGCCGCCGAUGAGCGCCGUGGACAAGGCACGAGUGCUAGUGUUGCAGGAGACAAACCCAUUCCCGGUAUGUGGCGGGCCACAUGGGGAGGGUUGGGGUUGA
Messenger RNA from Closterium sp. NIES-65, 867 nucleotides. NCBI's taxonomy places the organism in Eukaryota, Viridiplantae, Streptophyta, Zygnematophyceae, Desmidiales, Closteriaceae. The record is from the annotation of a GenBank genome assembly.